ACUUCUUGCAGCGGGCGGCCGAGCUGCUGAGCGUCUCCGCUGAGGAGCUUCACGUGUGUUUGAGAGUUCGGACGCUGAAGGCGGGGAAGCAGAGCGUGCAGAAGCCGUGUUCGCAGGCGGAGUGCAGCCUGAGGAGAGACUGCCUCGCCAAGGUCAUCUACGCCCAAUUGUUUGAGUGGCUCGUUACGUUCAUCAACAACAGCAUCUGUGCAGAGAAAUCCGUGUGGAGCAACUUCAUCGGAGUUUUGGACGUUUACGGCUUCGAGUGUUUCCAGGUGAAUAACCUGGAGCAGCUGUGCAUCAACUACGCCAACGAGAAGCUGCAGCAGCACUUCGUGGCUCAUUAUCUGCGAGCGCAGCAGGUGAGCGCGUCCUCGCAGAGACUCCGGAGGGACGAGCGUCUCCUUCGGUCUCUGUGA
Messenger RNA from Plectropomus leopardus (leopard coralgrouper), 419 nucleotides. Lineage: Eukaryota; Metazoa; Chordata; Actinopteri; Perciformes; Serranidae. The record is from RefSeq and is a predicted model, not a curated record.